UUUUAACCUUACUGUAACAAAAUGGCAGGCAUCAAGUUAUAAGUGUUUACAUUUCUUAUUCUUUCUUUACUUCUUCCUAAUUAUCUAUCUGCUCUAUUUCCAUUGCAUUUAAUUCAGUUAUUUAAAUCAAAUAUUCUACUUUCGUUUGGUGCAUCAGUGUCUAUCAGUAAAAGUACGUUUGUAUAUAAUAAUAGUGAAAUAUUGUGACUACAAAAAUGCAAGAAGCAUAUAUCGGAAUGGCUGACGUUUCAUUCGUGUCGCUUUAUAAUAAAUAAAUAUAUAAAGUUAUGCGUAUUUGUUUCGACUUCUAUUUGUAUUCCUGAACUUUUUUAAUUAAAUGGCUAUAUGGAAAUGGCGGAUUUGACAAAAUUUGAAUAACAGUUUUUAAAGGAUAUUAUAAACAAUUCAUUAAUAAGGAUGUUAACCUUAAACAAAAAUGAUACCAACUGUUUUCUACAACUUAAAGCACCGCAGAAUUUGAAACCACCACCAACACCACCUCCAUUUAUUCUAAACAAACAAGAGAAUAAAGUUGAUAAUCAGGAUUAUAGAUUUGAAACGAACAGAUUACAAACUUUUGAAGAUUGGCCAGUGAAUUUUAUGGAUCCUAAAGAUCUUGCAGCAGCUGGUUUUUAUUAUUUGCAUUCAGAAGACAAAGUAAGAUGUUUCGAAUGUAAGAUAGAAGUAUAUAAUUGGGAAGAAGGAGAUGUACCUAUGAAAGAUCAUAAACUUCAUUCACCAAGAUGUCGAUUUGUUAGAAACAUUCCAUGCGGCAAUGUACCCAUUGGUGUUGAUCCUGACACUGUACCAUUACCAACCCCUCGUGAAAAUGACGUUUGUGGAUUAUAUGAGAUAGGAGGUCAACCAUCAAAUCAAACGUAUAGUACAGAAUUAUCCCGUCUACUGCUUCCGUCAGACGCCAAGUUGAGAUCUUUAGGUGUUCACAAACCGAAACAACCAAUAUAUCACAAAUAUGCUAAUUUAGAAUUAAGAAUAGCUUCUUUUGAUACAUGGCCUAAACCGAUGAUAUCUAGUAAAAAAUUGGCAGAAGCUGGUUUUUUCUAUACAGGAGAAGAAGAUCAAACAAUGUGUUUUCAUUGCGGUGUAGGUUUAAAAGAUUGGGAACCAAAUGACGAUCCAUGGUUUGAACAUUUUAAAUGGUUUCCAAAAUGUCAUUUUCUUUUAAUGUUCAAAGGUAAAGAAUAUGCAGAUGUAGAUGGACAAUAUAUUAAAUUAUCAGAGGAAACAAGACAAACUCCAUUAGAGGAGGUUUUUGAAGGUAUAAACCUUGAAAGCAAUAGUGAUUCAAAUACUAUCUCAGAAAACAAUGUUGCAGGCAGUUCGUCAAGUUUCGUUAGCUCUGCAGUAGCAAAAGAACAUGACUUAGUUUCAAAACAAUUAAGUAAGCCUAUAGAUGAUGGAAGAUUAUGUAAAAUCUGUUUCAAUGCAGAAAUGGGAGUAGUUUUUUUACCUUGCCAACACAUGGUUGCAUGUGGAAAUUGUGCAUCUGUAAUAACAAAUUGUGCUGUUUGCCGACAACCUAUAGAUCUAAUUAUGCGGGUAAUAAUGUCAUAGGACAAGAAAAACUAACAAUAAUUAUUGUCAUUUUUUCCAUUUCAAUCUUUACAAUUUCUUGUUUAAUCCUCCAACCGCAGGCAACGUGAAAUUCGAAAUAAUUUGUAAAAUUUAACGAGUCAAUGCUAUUAUCGCGUCGACCUUUUUAUUUUUACAAAUUAAAAAAAAAAUAGCUUGCGGUUGGGGGAAUUUAAUAAUGUAACAAAUAAAACAAACUUUCACUUAUUUCACUUUCAUGAUUAUAUAAAGUGAAAUAAAUUCAUUUAUAAAUCACUAAUAAAUAACAAAACAAAACAAAA
Polistes dominula (European paper wasp) is the source of this 1874-nucleotide messenger RNA. RefSeq names its product death-associated inhibitor of apoptosis 1. Gene Ontology annotation, molecular function: ubiquitin protein ligase activity; cysteine-type endopeptidase inhibitor activity involved in apoptotic process. The record is from RefSeq and is a predicted model, not a curated record. Lineage: Eukaryota; Metazoa; Arthropoda; Insecta; Hymenoptera; Vespidae. Gene Ontology annotation, cellular component: cytoplasm; nucleus. Gene Ontology annotation, biological process: negative regulation of apoptotic process; positive regulation of protein ubiquitination; regulation of cell cycle.